Camellia sinensis is the source of this 528-nucleotide messenger RNA. The record is from RefSeq and is a predicted model, not a curated record. Lineage: Eukaryota; Viridiplantae; Streptophyta; Magnoliopsida; Ericales; Theaceae.
AUGCAAGGGACAACAAAUCAUGAAAAUGUUUUGGAAUACAUCUCUAAACACGGUGACUACACUGAAUGGGGUGAAUUCCGUGAACGGGGCCGCUACGCUAACCAACAUAACAAAGAAAAUAUAUACCGUGAGGCGCUUGCAGGAGACAACAAGGAGCAAGCGCUAGCAAUGGUGAGAAAUGCCGACCCAAAAUGCUAUUGGUUAAAUUAUGACAAAUUGUCCUCUAAUUAUGACAGGAUUUCAUUUAUUCCACCAUUGCCGUACGUUCAUCAAUUUGCAGAAACGGUAUGGGUCAUCCCGGCAGAUAUACAGCAAUGGGUUGCAGAGAAUAUUAAGGAUGGGGCCCAAAGACCACACAGGCCCAAAAGCAUUCUAAUUGAAGGCCCAUCUAGGAUUGGGAAAACAUGCUGGACCCAUUCAUUGGGGCCACAUAAUUAUUAUUCCAGCCACAUCGAUUUGCGGGACCACAAUGACGAUGCUUUAUAUAAUAUAAUCGAUGAUGUGGCCCCACAAUAUUUAAAACACUAG